AUGUGGCCCGGAUGCAUCGGCGUCCUAGGAUGGAUGCUGCUGCUGCAGGUGGUGCCAGGGGCCGCAGGUGGCCGUCCCUGUGACGCCCGGGACUUUGGGCACGGCUCGCCUGUAUGCGCCUGCAGUGCCACGUACUGCGAUGCACCGGCCCCCCUGGCGUUGCCGGCCCCCGGUGCCUACGUCAAGUACGAGAGCAGCAAGGCCGGCAAGCGGCUGGAGCGCAGCGAGGGCAGCUUCCAGCGCAACUCCCAAGUGCCAGGUUUCCAACUCACCCUGGACACGGCACGGCGGUACCAGAAGGUGAAGGGCUUUGGUGGCUCCAUCACGGACUCGGCCGCCAUAAACAUCCGGUCUCUGUCCAAAAAGGCCCAGGAGCACCUGCUCCGCUCCUACUUCUCCGAGGAAGGCAUCGAGUACAACCUCGUGCGUGUCCCCAUGGGCAGCACUGACUUCUCCGUGCGCCUCUACACCUAUGCUGACACAGAGGGCGACUUUGAGCUGAAGCACUUCAACCUGACAGAGGAGGACACGCAGAUGAAGAUCCCCAUCCUGCGUGCAGCCCAGGCAGUGGCCAAGCAGCCACUGUCACUCUACGCCAGCCCCUGGACCUCGCCGGUGUGGAUGAAGACCAACGGGGCCAUGACAGGCCGUGGCACGCUCAAGGGCAGCCCCGGGGACAAGUACCACCACACCUGGGCGCAGUACUUCAUCCGCUUCCUGGAUGAGUAUGCCAAGCACAACCUGACCUUCUGGGCUGUGACAGCGGGGAAUGAGCCCACGGCUGGCGAGAUCAUCUUCUACCCCUUCCAAUGUCUGGGCUUCUCCCCUGGGCACCAGCGGGACUUCAUUGCACGGGACCUGGGCCCCGCACUGGCCAACAGCUCCCACCGCCAUGUCCAGCUCAUCAUCCUGGAUGACCAAAGGGUGAUGCUGCCCUACUGGGCACAGGUGGUGCUCCAUGACCCUGUGGCCGCAGGCUACAUCAGUGGCAUUGGCAUCCAUUGGUACCUGGACUUCCUGGCGCCCAUUGACCUAACACUGUCCAUCACCCACCACCUCUUCCCAGACUACUUCCUCCUGUCCACGGAGGCCUCCACUGGCUCCUACUUCUGGGAACCCAGGGUGGUACUAGGCGACUGGCAGCGCGGCAGCAAGUACAGCCACAGCAUCCUCUCGAACCUCAACAGCUACGUGACGGGCUGGACUGACUGGAACCUGGCCCUGGACCUGCAGGGGGGGCCCAACUGGAGCAAGAACUAUGUAGACAGCCCCAUCAUCGUGGACAGCAGCAAGGACGUCUUCUACAAGCAGCCCAUGUUCUACCACCUAGGACACUUCAGCAAGUUCAUCCCUGAGGGCUCCCAGCGCGUGGGGCUGACUGUCACCAAGCGGUGCCGUCAGUGCGACCUGGAGCACGCAGCUUUCCUACGUCCCGACGGCACUGUUGUCCUUGUAGUUCUCAACAGGUUCCCCACAGAGGUGCCAUUUGGGAUCUUGGACCCCCAGGCUGGGUUCAUCGAGGCCACCGCACCGGGCAACUCCAUCCAGACGUUCCUGUGGAAGCAGCCAGCUUAG
This is a messenger RNA of Rhea pennata, 1575 nucleotides long. Its product is annotated as lysosomal acid glucosylceramidase-like. The record is from RefSeq and is a predicted model, not a curated record. The transcript has 10 exons. Bases 1 to 1575 code for a protein of 524 amino acids. NCBI's taxonomy places the organism in Eukaryota, Metazoa, Chordata, Aves, Rheiformes, Rheidae. Gene Ontology annotation, molecular function: glucosylceramidase activity. Gene Ontology annotation, biological process: glucosylceramide catabolic process.